Molecule: messenger RNA, 411 nt
Organism: Penicillium angulare
Lineage: Eukaryota; Fungi; Ascomycota; Eurotiomycetes; Eurotiales; Aspergillaceae
Exons: 3
Coding region: 1-411 (136 amino acids)
Cellular component (GO): cytosol; mitochondrion
Molecular function (GO): deaminase activity
Source: RefSeq, a predicted model, not a curated record
AUGUCUAUCCCAAAGCAAGCAGUUACUAGCACCAAUGCGCCCGCGCCUCCUCCUUUCCUCUCGCAGGCCAUUGUGAUGGGCGACUUCAUUUUUUGCUCUGGUCAAGUUGGCGUGAACCCGCAAACAAAGGCGAUGGUAGAAGGCCCGACCGGUGCUCGAGCGAAACAAAUCCUCGACAACCUUCGUGCUGUUUUGGAGGCUGCUGGUACAAGCUUGGACAAUGUUGUCAAGUGCAAUAUCUUCCUUACUAGUAUGGAUGACUUCAAUGCAGUCAACGAAGUAUACGCGGCAACUUUCAAGAGUCCAAUGCCGGCGCGCACUUGCGUUUGUGUGAAGGAGUUGCCACUGGGAACCGAUGUUGAGAUCGAAUGCAUCGCAGGUGUGAAGAAGGGAAGCCAGCCAAUGCUUUAA